Adelges cooleyi (spruce gall adelgid) is the source of this 5572-nucleotide messenger RNA. RefSeq names its product G protein-coupled receptor kinase 1 (gene Gprk1). Gene Ontology annotation, biological process: G protein-coupled receptor signaling pathway; regulation of signal transduction; protein phosphorylation. The coding region runs from base 992 to 3079 and encodes 695 amino acids. Gene Ontology annotation, molecular function: G protein-coupled receptor binding; G protein-coupled receptor kinase activity; ATP binding. The transcript is spliced from 16 exons. The record is from RefSeq and is a predicted model, not a curated record. NCBI's taxonomy places the organism in Eukaryota, Metazoa, Arthropoda, Insecta, Hemiptera, Adelgidae.
AUAUUUCAAUGCCGCAACUGUACUGUGCAGUGUGCUGUCUGCUGGCCGAAAUCGUAAGUACCCUACCCCGCAGUACGUAAAUCGUUAUCAAUAUCCGUUUCCGUCGAUUUCUUGGUGGCAGCAGAACGCUAAGCAAAUAGUCAGUGAGCAACGACGUUCAUACAACUACGUAGUCGUCGUUAUUAUUAAUUAUCAUCGUUACUUCUAAACGGCGCACAGCAGAGUACACGGCACUGUGUAUUUUCAACGGCAGAAGCGCUUGUACGGGCGAUAACGAUCAAGGGACCACCGCGGACAGACGUGUGACCGCGCGCGCCCCACAGUGUCAGGCAAUCCGCCCGCGCCCCGCAGUCGACCGUCGGCGGCAGCCAGUGUCCGAUCUGCUCGCUUGCGAUCACGACGACGUUGUGUUUAUACGCGCGCGCGUAUGUGUGUGUGUAGAAUAAUGCUCGCGGACGACCUAGUUUUCUGUAACGCUGUCGUCGGUUGAACGUCCCCCGCUUGUCGGUGCCCUUUUCGACCAUCGUAGCGGAUUACGGUUGCAACCGAAAAAACCGUCAAUUAAUAUUAUAUACUUUAUUGUUUUCGGGUCACCGUCGUCGGACGGCCGUGGGCGAGUAACAAAACAAUAAAGCGAAAACGGAAAAGAGACAAAAAUUAAACGGUCAUGUCCGAUGACCACGGCUGCUGCUCAGGCGACGACGACGACGGCCGCGAGGACAACUGCAGUUAUUAUGGUACAGCGGCCGCCGCCGUCGUGAUAAUGAAUGCGCCGAAGCCUGCCAAGUGAUAAUGGUUGCGAUCAAGUCUAGGCUGCCGAUCGAGCUGGCCUAGGUUGUAUGUAUGAAGUGGUGAUCUUUUCGCCGUAGUACGUUUUAUUAUUUAUUUGAAAUAGUGUGAAGUAAUUUUGCGUUGUUCUUUUAAUUGUCGCCAAAACGUUUACCUAAAAUCGUUUAAAAACGCAAAUCGUGUAAGCACCUCUUCGUGCACCAUGGCUGAUUUAGAGGCCGUGUUGGCCGACGUCAGCUACCUGAUGGCCAUGGAGAAGAGCAAGUGCACGCCGGCAGCCAGAGCCAGUAAAAAAAUUGUGCUGCCAGAUCCCAGUGUUCGAAGUGUAAUGCACAAAUAUCUUGAAAAAAAAGAAGAGGUGAAUUUUGAUAAAAUUUUCAAUCAAGUUUUAGGUUAUUUGCUGUUCAAAGAUUUUUGUGAGCAUUUACCAGAAGAUGAGCAAAUACCAGAAAUAAAUUUUUAUGAUGAGAUUAAAAGGUAUGAAAAGUUAGAAUCUGUAGAUGAAAGGCGAAAAUUAGCAAGAGACAUCUAUGACAAUUACAUAAUGAAAGAACUUUUGUCACAUACACAUAAUUAUCCUAAAGAUGCAGUCGCCCAUGUUCAAAAAUAUUUAAUGAAGAAUGAAGUGCCUGUUAACUUAUUCGAACCUUACAUAAAAGUAAUUUUUAAUCACCUUCGAGAAGAACCUUUUAAAAAAUUUUUAGAAAGUGAUAAAUAUACAAGGUUUUGCCAGUGGAAAAAUCUAGAGCUUAAUAUUUCUCUUACAAUGAAUGAUUUUAGUGUACAUCGUAUAAUUGGUAGGGGUGGUUUUGGAGAAGUGUAUGGCUGUCGAAAAGCAGAUACUGGCAAAAUGUAUGCAAUGAAAUGUCUUGAUAAAAAAAGAAUAAAAAUGAAACAGGGAGAAACACUUGCCUUAAAUGAACGUAUUAUGUUAUCUCUAGUCAGUACUGGGGUUGAUUGUCCUUUUAUUGUUUGCAUGACUUAUGCGUUUCAUACGCCAGAUAAACUUUGUUUCAUAUUAGACCUGAUGCAUGGUGGGGAUCUACAUUAUCAUUUAGCACAACAUGGAGUUUUUAAUGAACUCGACAUGAAAUUUUAUGCUGCAGAAGUAAUAUUAGGUUUAGAGCACAUGCACCGAAGGUUUAUUGUGUACAGAGAUCUGAAACCUGCUAACAUAUUAUUAGAUGAAUAUGGUCAUGUUCGAAUAUCAGACUUGGGUUUAGCAUGUGAUUUUUCUAAGAAAAAACCUCAUGCUAGCGUAGGAACUCAUGGGUAUAUGGCUCCUGAAGUAUUGUCUAAAGGCACAUCUUAUGACUCAAGUGCAGAUUGGUUUUCUUUUGGUUGUAUGCUGUAUAAACUACUAAAAGGACAUAGCCCUUUUCGGCAGCACAAAACUAAAGAUAAACAUGAAAUAGAUCGCAUGACUCUAACAAUGUUUAUGUUACAGAAUGUGGAACUUCCAGAUUCAUUUUCUAAGAGCUUAAGAGAUCUAUUAGAAGGUCUUUUACAACGUGAUAUUAAUGAAAGAAUUGGAUGUCGAGGAAGGGGGUCAGAUGAACUUAAGGAACAUGCAUUCUUUGCUGGUCUAGACUGGCAACAAGUUUAUUUGCAAAAAUAUACUCCACCUCUUAUCCCUCCUAGAGGAGAAGUCAAUGCUGCUGACGCUUUUGAUAUUGGCUCAUUUGAUGAAGAGGACACUAAAGGCAUUAAAUUAACUGAUGCCGAUCAAGAACUUUAUAAGAAUUUUUCAAUCACUAUAUCUGAAAGGUGGCAAAAUGAAGUAGCAGAAACUGUUUUUGAAACUGUCAACACAGAAGCUGACAAAGCUGAUCAAAAAAGAAAGUCUCGACAAAAAAAAUUCAAUGAGCACAAUGAAGAAGAGUCUGACUGUAUACUUCAUGGAUAUAUAAAGAAACUUGGUGGACCUUUUGCUUCCGCGUGGCAAACAAGAUAUGCUAAGCUUUACCCUAAUCGGUUAGAGUUGCAUUCUGAUUCAGGUUCAGUUAAAACAGAAGUAAUCACAUUAGAUCAAGUAUUAGAAGUUAGCCCAGAGUUGGUUAUUGUUAAAAAUGAACAGUGUAUUGUUCUCCGCAUGAAAGAUGGUAAAGAUGGCAAACUAGUUCUUACCAAUAGUGAUGAAAUAGGUCUAAAGGAAUGGGCACUUUCACUGAGGUCUACUCAUAAAUCUACUCAUGAUCUGAUAAAAAAAUUGAAGAAGCCGUUUGGUAAAAUGUUUAUCCAAGAAGAAGCAGAUCCUUUAACGUCCACUACAAAUACCAAUGGCAAUUAGUUGUAUUCUCAGAUAAAAAAAUCUCUUCAUUAAUGAAUCUCAUGUGGUUUAUUUCAUUAUAAUAACUGUAUUUUAUCAUUUUUCUCUCCUUCCCCUUCGUUAUACUACAUUUCUAGAUUUUGCUUGGAUUGGUUUUUAAAACUAGUGCGACACUACCUGAUAAGACUGGUGUUUGUAAACAGAACAGUAAUUUAGACAAGUUUAAAUAAAAAAUUUAAAACACUAUUUUUUUAUACAUUUUAUAAUUUUUUAGUACUUUUUAUUCUAUACAGACAUUAAUAAAAUAAAUGUACACUUUAAUUUAAUAAAUAGAAUAAAUAGGCUCAGCUCUAUCCAUUAUUUUAUUUCCUAUAUAUACAAUAUUAUGCAUACAUUUUUUUCUGAUAAAAAUGAAUGCCUUUAAAGUAGUUUGAGAAUUGGAUGAGCUUUUUAAAUACACUGGACCUUUCCAACUAUUUUCAAAGUUCAAAAACUCACUUAUAAUUUUAGAGCUAGAUCUAUCUGAUAAUUCUGAUAAUAGCCUAUGUGUUAUGUAUGUUAGUUUUAAAAACUAAUAUUAAUUAUUUAUUUUUUUAAUAUAUUUUACGGAUUUUUAUAUUGCUAAUGUCUGUCUGUUCUUGCUAGUUUGGCUAAAGGUUAAGUAUAAUUUAGUCUACAAUUUAAGUACCGGUCAACUAUGUUUAAUUUUUAAGCAAAAGUGGUACUUUUUUUCAACAAUAAUUAGAAUAUUAUUUUAAUUUAUUGUUUUAUAAUUGAUGAAUAAACAAGAAAAUUUAUCAAGGGGACGAAAAUAACAUUUUUUUUUAUUUAGUAAUUUUAUAAAUUUUUCUUAAGAAUCUGAUAAGAAAGUGUUCAUAUAUUGUUUACUUGACUUCACAAUUUUAUAACAAAAUUGUUUUGUAAUAUUAAUUGUAUAUUUUCUUUAAAAUGCAAAUUUCUUAAAAUAUGUGUUAUCAUUUAUGAAUUUUGGUUAUGAGUAUUAUACCUACUUAGCUGUAUUUAAAUGUUAUUAUACAUCAAUAAAAAUGAAUCACAAAUAAUUUAAUUUAUUACAUGUUCUAUAUGUUAGUUAUGUAUAAGUAUAAUUUUGCACUACCCAAUAGUUUGGAAUAACUAAAUUGGAUUUGUUAUAAAUUCCACCUACAUGAUGCUCGGUUGAAAUCGUUAUAUAGUAUUUUUUUUUUUAAGACUGAUAAUUUCAAUGUAUUAAAUUUUAAAAUGCUAUGCAAUUUAUUUUCAUUAAUGUUUUUGAUCUCUAUCAAUAUAUAGAACUAUAAAAUACAUUAAGGACUUAACAGUAGUACAAAAUUAUUACUAAAACAUAGGGUUUAGAGUCUACUAUGAAAUAAACAUUUAAUUAGUCUAAUUUACAAACAAUUUAAUAACUUAUUGUAAAAUGUCUGUUCUCCCAUGUUUUUUUUUAAUGUCGACAAUCAAAACAAUUAUAUCGUGGCCAGCGAAAUUUGUAAAUAAGUAUAACAAAAGUAUGUAACUAAAAAAUGUAUAUAUUAUGUUAUAUCCUAGUCUAGAAUAAUAGGUAAUUCCAAUUAUCAAUUUCAUGAAUGAUUAAAAUUAAAUAAAUAUUUUAGUAAAUAACACAAAAUUACAUAACAUAUAUUUUUAUGCUUAAGUAGGGUUAACUAAUGUGAUAAGUUAAAAUGCUUUUUUUAAAAAUAUACCUACCAUAUAUUGUGCAAUCAUUUUUUUCUUAUGACUUUUAAACAUUUAAUUUAAUUAGUUCGUUUUGUUCACUUUUUUAUUGCAAUUUUGUAUAUAACAUACAUGUAAGUAGCUGACACAAUCUGUAAAUGUAUUCAAACCUUUACAGCAAAUGAAAUCUACAUAUGCAUAAAAUUGUAUGAUCAUUGUUAAAAAAGUGUAGUAAUAUUUUUUAAUUAAUAGUAAAUUGGAAAUGAAAGUAGAGGAAUGUAUAUAAUAUUAUUAUUAACAUGAUUUUAUUACUUCAAAUUAUCUAAGUAAAUGACUAAUGUAAUGUAAGUCUAUUCUAAAUGUGAUUCAGAACUGAUUGGUUCUGUAUAUUAUAUCUCUUAAAUAAAAUAUAAAUCAACCUUGCGCCAGGGGUUAAUAGUGUAUUUUGUCUAUUCCACAUCUGUUUCGUGAUUAAUGUCUAAGUCUUCUACCAAUCUUUUACUUUUAUGUUAUUGUUAUUUUAAAGAAAGUAUUAUUUCUAUUGUUGUAAUUCAUUCAACAUUUUUAUAUAUUUUGUUACUUUAUUUAUUGUAUUAUUAUUAUACUUAUUGUACAUUUUUUGUUACAGUAUAGCAUUUAUUAUUUUAACCUAGUCUUUAAAUCUGUGAACAUAGUAGUUUCAGUUUAACAAUGCACCCCAUACGUUUAUAUACAUGUAACACCUUGUAUAUCUUACAUAACCAAAUAUUGUAAUUUUUAAAUAUACAUAUUAGGUGAUUGCUUUUAUAUCAGGUAUAUAAGAAUUGUAUAAAAAUAUAGUUUAGAAUAAAGUAAUACAUUUCU